This is a messenger RNA of Nematolebias whitei (Rio pearlfish), 2795 nucleotides long. It is a transcript of the gene stat6, whose product is annotated as signal transducer and activator of transcription 6, interleukin-4 induced. Bases 374 to 2740 code for a protein of 788 amino acids. The record is from RefSeq and is a predicted model, not a curated record. NCBI's taxonomy places the organism in Eukaryota, Metazoa, Chordata, Actinopteri, Cyprinodontiformes, Rivulidae. The transcript has 24 exons. Gene Ontology annotation, molecular function: RNA polymerase II cis-regulatory region sequence-specific DNA binding; DNA-binding transcription factor activity, RNA polymerase II-specific. Gene Ontology annotation, biological process: regulation of cell population proliferation; response to peptide hormone; cell surface receptor signaling pathway via JAK-STAT.
CAGCAGACGUGAUGUUUGGAGAGCACGGCUCGUGUGUGGACUCGAACGUGCAUGCAGGAAAUAAAGCGCGCGCCUGCGUUUAAUGGUUCAUUGUGCGUAACAGGGAAGUGAGUUCGCCUCACCUACUUUCUGUUUGAAACUUAUCUGCGGCCCGUCAGAACCGCUCCAAGUUUUUAAUUUCUAAACCUUUUCCCUCUGCCUCAAAAAACGAUUUUUUUUUUAACUUUGCUGUGAGAAGGAGCGACUCGAAGCAGGAACCGUUCAGGAGGAUGUUCGGACUGUUCGAGAGCUCAUGAACCACGGGAGAAGGAAGCGGACCUGAAGUGUUUUUCUCUGGCAUGAAACCGUCAUUUCUCUGAAGACCUGCUUGACUAUGGCUUGUUGGGUACCCAUAGAAAAGAUCCUGGAGCAUGUUUCGAUUCAGACACAGAACCUGUAUCCCAUGCACACCUUCCCUAUUGAAGUCAGAUAUUACCUCCGUGAUUGGAUUCAGGUCCAGAGAUGGGAUGAGUUUUCUCCAGACAAAGUGGAGCUGGAGGGCCAGGCUCGGGCUCUGUUGAACCAUGUCAUCAACAGCUUGCAGGAACUUUCUCAGCGAACCGACAACGUAAUGGAGAAGAUGAAACUGAUGCAGAUAAGCAGAAAUAUGACCAAUAUCCAGCCGCUACAGUUUGCCGUGUUGGUCAGAGACAUUCUCAUGCAGGAGAAGGCUCUGAUGGAAGGGUUUCAGGAGAACAGCUGUCCGCAGUACCAAGCGUUCCCUCAGAGUGACCCUAACAGUGACCCUAACAGUGAGGAUGUGGAGAAGCUGAAGGAGAAGGUGAGGGAGCUCCAGGAGAUCAGAAAAAAGAUGCACGACAUGCAAAAAGAUCUCAACUGGGAGAAGCACAUCUACGAAAAUUUACAAGGGCCAUCCCAACAAAAUGGUACGGAAUAUAACAAGGCAGAAAUACAGCAAUUCCUUAACAACAUCCAGAAACUGGAGCAUAACAUCUGCGAAGAGUCGACGAAGAGUUGCCAGCUGCUGAAGAACUGUGUGGACCAUCUGGAGCACUCCCAAACUCAGUUCAUCAGCAGGCUGAAGGCGUGGAAGUGGGAGCAGCACAAAGCUGCCAUCGGACAUCCAUUUGAUGAAAACCUCACCCCUCUGCAGACUUGGUGUGAGCACCUGCUUGGGGUGAACUGGGACCUGAGACAGGAGUUAAUGCUGAUUGGGGAACACAUCAUCCCAGACCUUCAGGAAAGGCUGGGGAAACUUGUGCAGGUUCUGAUUGAAAGCUCUAUUGUAGUAGAAAAACAGCCCCCUCAGGUCAUUAAAACUCAGUCAAAGUUCUCCACAACUGUGAGAUAUCUGCUGGGGGAGAAAUUAGCACCAGGGACGCCUAUGGUGGUGAAGGCGCAAAUUAUUAAUGAACAGCAAGCCAGAAACUUGGGUAGUUUAACCAGUGAAAACGUCGGAGAAGUGAUCAACAACUCAGCUGUUCUCGAGCACAACACAACUACCAGGAGCACGUGCGCCACAUUCAGAAACAUGUCCAUUAAGAGAAUCAAGCGAGCAGACAGAAAGGGAUCAGAGUCUGUGACUGAGGAGAAGUUUGCUCUGCUGUUCUCCACAGACAUCAACAUCACAGGCUGUAAAAUUCCUUUCAGGAUACAGUUGAUCUCUCAGCCAGUGGUGGUCAUCGUUCACGGCAGUCAAGACAACAACGCUUUGGCCACCAUUAUAUGGGACUGUGCAUUUGCCGAACCAGACCGAAGGCCCUUCAUUGUGCCGGACAGUGUCCCCUGGAGGUUGAUGUCCAACACUCUCAACAUGAAGUUUACUUCAGAGGUCCAGACGCAGCACCAACUGCACGACUACAACAAACACUUUUUGGCCGGGAAAAUAUUUGAUAAGUCUGACAGUCCCGAAGGCUUUGACAACAUGAUGGUUUCAUGGGCCCAGUUUAAUAAGGAGGUUCUCCCAGGUCGACUAUUCACUUUCUGGCAAUGGUUUGAGGGAGCAAUGGAGCUGACCAAGAAACAUCUGAGGACUUACUGGAGUGAAGGGCUGAUAUUCGGUUUCAUCGGAAAGCAGCAUCUGCACUUCAUCCUCAGAGACAGCCCCAAUGGGACAUUCCUGCUUCGCUUUAGUGACUCUGAGAUCGGUGGCAUCACUAUUGCUUAUGUGUGUGCUUCUGAAAAUGGGGGACGGCAAGUCCAGAACAUCCAGCCUUUUACUAAGAGAGACCUGGAGAUACGCAGCCUCGGUGACCGCAUCCGAGACAUCAAUGAAAUAACAUUUCUGUACCCCAACUAUCCUAAACAUGACGUUUUCAAAAGACACUACUCAGGGCCUCAGCAGCCAGCUUUUCCAGGCUACAUCCCCGUGACUCUCCAGACUAAAGUUGGCAUGGAAUCUACACUUCCAGCCGCUAAUAUGACACAGCCUAACACUCUUCCCACUGGCUUAAUUGGGGAUGCUAUUUCCCCGACUCAUAUGCCAAACAUGGAUGGCAUCCCCAUGGACUCCACACUUCCACCAGACAAUGCACCAUCAAGCUUUCUAAAUGGGGGCAUUUCCUCGACUGAUCUGCAAGUCCUGAAUUUGUGCAGUGAUGGAAUUUCCCCACAACCCAUGCAUCAGUUCCCGCAACCGUUUGAUUCGCUGGAUAUUGUCAGCGAUACAAAACAUCCUGGUAAUUCUUCUGUUUUUCCUUUGCUCAAUCAUUCAGACACCAACAUGGGCUAUGAAUUUUGAGGACCUGAAUUGUUAGAAAAAUCUUCAGCAUGCUGUUUUUUUUUUUUUUUUUUUU